AUGUUUAACCAGUACUUCCUGGCGGCGCUUGACGGAACUCCCGAGCAAAAGGCGCUUGAUGCGAGCAUCCGGAAAACCAUGGAGAGGCGGAUCGGGAACGACCCCGAGCUGAUCAAGCGCUUCGAGCCAAAGUUCAAAGUAGGCUGCCGUCGUCUGACCCCUGGCGACGGCUACCUCGAGGCCCUGCAGCAGGAAAACGCCAAAACCGUCUGGACCCCUAUCACCAAGAUUACCGAGAAGGGCAUCCUGACGGCAGAUGGUGAAGAGGAGUAUGAUCUGAUCGUCACAGCCACCGGGUUUGAUGUGAGCUUUCGACCAUCGUGGAAUCUGGUCGGACGAAACGGCGCCUCGCUGGCAAAGGACUGGGAAAGCGAGCCUGAGAGUUACUUUGGACUCUGCGCUCCAGACCACCCCAACUACUUCAUCUACGCGGGCCCAAACGCCCCGGUCGCGCAUGGUGUCUUGACGAGCCCCCUGGAUGUCAUGACUGCCUACAUCCUGAAGUGGUGCCGCAAGGUAGCCAUCGGGGAUAUCAAGUCCAUCUCGGUGAAGUCAGAGGUGAUGAAUGACCUCGGUGUCUGGUCGCAGGAGCUCCUCUCGAAGACUGUCUGGGCCGACAAUUCUACUAGUUGGUACAAAAAUGGGAAAGCUACAGGCAAGAUUACUGCGCUUCACCCAGGCAGCGUCACCCAUUAUCGAGGUAAGGAGUUCAAGUUUUACUGGCUAUUUGUUCUAUAA
Molecule: messenger RNA, 738 nt
Organism: Fusarium keratoplasticum
Lineage: Eukaryota; Fungi; Ascomycota; Sordariomycetes; Hypocreales; Nectriaceae
Exons: 2
Coding region: 1-738 (245 amino acids)
Source: RefSeq, a predicted model, not a curated record